Molecule: messenger RNA, 4050 nt
Organism: Dermacentor albipictus
Lineage: Eukaryota; Metazoa; Arthropoda; Arachnida; Ixodida; Ixodidae
Source: RefSeq, a predicted model, not a curated record
AUGGCAAAGUUGGAGCCAUUUACAGGGGAAGGACACGAAUGGGAGGAGUACGUGGAAGUGCUGGAGCAGCACUUCAUCGCCAACAGCAUCGCGGUUGACAAGCAGCGUGCGGUGUUUUUGAGUUCGUGUGGAAGAUCGACGUACUCGUUGCUGCGACUUUUACUGGCACCUCGACGACCAAGUGAUGUCCCGCUCACGGAAAGUCUGCAGUUGCUGACCAAUCAUUACGCACCGAAGCCGUCGGCGAUAGUACAGCGGUAUCAUUUUCAUUGCCGGACACAAAGGGAUGGCGAAGCAGUCAAGGACUUCGUUGCGGAGCUGCGUAAGUUGGCGGACCCUUGUGCGUUCGGCGGGGAAUUAGAAAACAACCUGAGGGACCGAAUCGUGCAUGGUAUUCGGGACGAGGCAAUGAGACGGCGCCUGCUUGAAGAGUCUGAGCUAACACUGGACCGCGCUGUCAAGAUCAUUACCAGCAUGGAAGCCGCCGUUUCUGGCGCCAAAAUAAUGACCGGCCAGGCGGAUGGGGUGGCCAUUAACCGAGUGUCGAGGACUGGCGAGGUUGUUGGUGAUUGUUAUCGCUGCGGCGGGCGGCACCACGAGCGGUCGUGCAGGUUCAGGAAUCUGCGGUGUUUUUCUUGUCAGAAGAGGGGCCAUGCAGCAAAGAAAUGCACAAGUAGACAAGAACCGGGAACAAGUCUGCAAGGCACGGAACAUAAAGAUGGACGGCAGGGAGUCGGACUGGCCAGAUCUCAACCUAGGCGUGCGGUGAUGGUCGUGGACCCGGUAGACGCAGCAUCCGACGACGGAACCGGAGAGACAGACGUUGGCAAUUUGUGGUCUCUAGAGGGUGGUUCGACGAAUGCCGCUGCUCCACAGUCUGACGUUGUGAAUGUUCUGGAACCAAAGGUGCCCCCUAUUUGCGCCACGGUACUUGUGGAAGGUCAGUCGCUACGCAUGGAAGUUGAUACGGGGGCCGUCUACUCGGUGAUUGGUGAGGCGGAGUUCACGAGACUGUUUCCGGGGAUGGCGCUGGAAAAUUCCGACCUCAAGCUGAGAGGCUACUUCGGACAUCAAUCAGCGGUCGUGGGGAAGGCGACAGUGAUUGCCAAAUUCGGAGGAAAGCACGCUCGACUGCCGUUGUUCGUCGUCAAAGGCGGCUCGCGGGCCUUGCUGGGGAGGAACUGGGCAAAAGCUUUUGGUAUGCCGCUCGACAGUCUGCUGAAUGUGCACGCAGUCAAUGACGUGAAGGACCUGGUAAGCCGAUUCCCUGAAGUGUUUUCAGAAGGCCUCGGUAACUUUGCCGGAGUGAAGGCCAAGAUAAGAGUGCCAGAGGACGCAACACCACGUUUUUUCAGGCCGAGACCAGUACCAUUUGCUCUGCAGGACAUGGUGGCGCAGGAACUACAACGGUUGCAGCGAGAAGGUAUCAGGCCAGUGCGCACUGCGGAAUGGGCAGCGCCGUUGGUUCCAGUUCUGAAGAAGGACGGGAAAAUCAGAUUGUGCGGAGACUUCAAAGUCACGGUAAACCGGGCAGCAGAUAUCGAGACGUACCCAGUGCCACGGGUCGAAGAAAUCUGGGCACAGCUUGCGGGAGGCGUGAAGUUCUCGAAGUUGGACCUUCGGGAUGCAUACCAACAAGUGGAGUUGGAUGAGGAGUCUAAGAAAUUGGUGACUAUCAACACACAGCAGGGACUAUUUCAGUACAACCGAUCGCCAUUCGGAGUGGCAUCGGCACCUGCAAUUUUCCAGCGCGAAAUGGAGAGCCUGCUUCGCGGUUGCCGCCAGACUGUCGUGUAUUUCGACGAUAUACUUGUGUCUGGGGUCUCCGAAGAGGACCAUCGUAACAAUCUGGAGGAAGUGCUGCGACGACUGAGUGGCGCAGGGUUAAGGUUGAAGCUCCAGAAAUGCGUGUUCGAGGCAACAAGCGUGGAGUACCUGGGAUAUGUCAUUGACAAGCAUGGUCUGCACCCAGCACCUGAGAAGGUUGAGGCCAUUGUACGAGCACCAGCCCCAUCUGACACACGGGAGUUGCAGAGUUACCUCGGGCUCCUCAAUUUUUACCGAAGAUUUCUGCCGAACUUGUCAGCGGUGCUCCACCCAUUGCACGUCUUGCUCAAGAAAGGCACGUCAUGGCACUGGGGGGCCAAACAGGAAGCAGCGUUUGCUCAAAGUAAGCAGUUACUGACAUCUGCAGAGGUGUUAGUUUAUUAUGACCCUAAGUUACCCCUAUUACUGUGUUGUGAUGCAUCGCCUUAUGGCAUUGGAGUUGUGCUGGCACAUCGGCUGCAGACCGGAGAGGAGAAGCCUGUAGCGUUCGCAUCAAGACGACUAACGUCAGCUGAAAAGAACUACAGUCAGUUAGAUAAGGAGGCGCUGGCAGUGGUGUUCGGUGUGCUAAAGUUUCACCAGUUUGUGUGGGGAAGGUCAUUUGAAAUUUUCACGGACCACAAACCGUUACUGGGACUUUUCGGCCAUGAGAGCCGCAUACCCCUUCAGAGUUCACCAAGGGUGCUGAGGUGGGCUCUGACACUGAGCGGCUACAACUACCGAUUAUGCUACAGACCAGGAGCAAGCUUGGGAAAUGCAGACGCUUUGAGUAGGCUACCGCUUGCUAGGGCACCGCCGGAGGAUUCCAGGAUUCAGGAUGUGUUCAUGUUGGAAGGUGUAUACCCAGGUGUCCUCUCAGCAGCUGUGGUGGAGUCGGCAACCGAUCAGGACCCAGUGUUAGCUCCCUUGCGUGCGGCGUUGUGGUCUGGAGAACACUUGCCACCAGGGCAAGAGUGGCGGCCUUUUGCAAACCGAAUGGAGGAAUUUUCGGUAAUGGAGGGCUGUGUGCUACAAGGGAGCCGAGUGGUUGUUCCAGUAUCACUAAGGGCGGCAGUGUUGGACCUUUUGCAUGAGAGUCAUCCUGGAGUGGAAAAAAUGAAGUUGGUGGCCCGUAGUCAUGUGUGGUGGCCAGGCAUUGAUGAGGACAUCGCUAUGAAGGUGGGCAGGUGCACGGUCUGCCAGGUACAUCGGAAAGCUCCCAGGGCAAUGCAGCAGGCGCCAUGGCCAUUCCCAGAGCGAGCGUGGUCUCGUCUACAUGUUGAUUUUGGUGGGCCGUUUCAAGGUGUGUACUUCUUAGUACUCGUGGAUGCAUACUCUAAAUGGGUGGAAGUGGUCAGAGUGGCAUCACCGUCGGCAGAGGCAACCAUUGCAUGCCUCCGCACCAUCUUUGCUAGCCAUGGAUUACCGGAUGUCGUCGUGAGCGACAAUGGACCGGCCUUCACAAGUGCAACCUACAAGUCGUUCUUGGCUCGCAAUGGGGUGCGUCGUAUUUUGAUCCCACCAUACCAUCCCUCAUCCAAUGGGGCCGCUGAAAGGGUCGUACAAACUGUAAAGGACAAGCUCAAGAAGACGCGGCCUGGGGAUUUUGAAUGUCGAAUUGCUAGAAUUCUGUUAGCAUACAGAAGCACACCCCAUGCCCUCACCGGUCGUUCCCCGGCUGAACUAUUGAUGGGUCGACGCCUGAAGACAGCGUUAGAUUUGCUGAAACCAGACUUGCGCAGCAAGGUGCAAUUCCGACAAUUGCAGCAGAAGGUGCACAGUGAUUUUGCUGCUAGGAGGGAACCAGCUUCCCAUGUUGGUGACACUGUCUGGGCGAGGAACUUCAGGUCCGGCGCCAGGUGGGUGCCUGCAGUCGUCGGAGCAGCCACCAGUUCUUCAUCAACUGAAGUGCAGCUGGCAGAUGGCACAGUGUGGAACCGACAUGCAGACCACCUGCGGCGCCGCAUCGGUGGCACAGACGACAGGCCUAUACCUGGAAGAGGCAGCGGCGACGAGCAUCAGACCCAAGCGCUCAUGCAGCCAUUAUUGGACGACAAAGAAGCAACGACGCCAGUGCGUUCCGCCACCCUGGGAUAUGACGCGCAAACAAGUGUGCUACCUUGGCCGGCAGAACCAAGUGACCAAGCAAGUACCAGUCCUUCUGGCGCCCCAACUAUUCCCCAGACACCGGUGAUUCGGCGGUCGAUCAGAGUGCGCCAACCCUUGCAACGGUAUUCACCGUAG